This is a messenger RNA of Varanus komodoensis (Komodo dragon), 2545 nucleotides long. It is a transcript of the gene JAKMIP3, whose product is annotated as Janus kinase and microtubule interacting protein 3. The coding region runs from base 5 to 2545 and encodes 846 amino acids. The record is from RefSeq and is a predicted model, not a curated record. Gene Ontology annotation, molecular function: kinase binding; microtubule binding. The transcript is spliced from 21 exons. NCBI's taxonomy places the organism in Eukaryota, Metazoa, Chordata, Lepidosauria, Squamata, Varanidae.
CACGAUGUCAAAGAAGGGUUCCAGCUUUCGAGCCAAAGGAGAAAGACCGGAUGGUUUAGCUGCCUUGCAAGCUGCUAAUGAAGAGCUCAGGGCAAAGCUCACAGACAUUCAAAUAGAACUCCAGCAAGAAAAGAGUAAGGUCAGCAAGCUAGAGAGAGAGAAGAAUCAGGAAGUUAAGCAGAUCAAAGAACACGAACAACAUAAAAACACAGUGAUUGUAACAGAACUCAAGGCUAAACUUCAUGAAGAAAAAAUGAAGGAGCUUCAGGCUGUUCGAGAAGGACUUUUAAGACAGCAUGAAGCUGAGCUUCUUAGAGUUAUAAAAAUUAAAGACAAUGAAAUUCAAAGACUACAGGCCUUACUUAAUGUUGUAAGAGAUGGGACGCCUGAUAAGGUAAAGACAAUGCUUUUCUCAGAAGCAAAGGAAGAGGCCAAGAAAGGAUUUGAAGUUGAGAAAUUCAAAAUGCAACAGGAAAUUUCAGAGCUUAAGGGGGCUAAGAAGCAAGUGGAGGAAGCUUUAUCUGUGGUCAUUCAAGCUGACAAAAUUAAAGCAGCAGAGAUCCGAAGUGUGUAUCAUCUGCACCAAGAAGAAAUCACCAGAAUCAAGCGAGAAUGCGAGCGGGAAAUCCGCAGAUUGAUGGAGGAGAUCAAAUUUAAAGACAGAGCAGUCUACGUGCUGGAAAGAGAGUUAGGGGUUCAAGCCGGGCAUGCUCAGAGACUUCAGCUCCAAAAGGAGGCUUUAGAUGAACAACUUUCCCAGCUCAGAGAGGCUGACCGGCAUCUGAGCAGCCCCAAGCGGGAACUUCCUCAUCCAAGUGGUGCAGGAGACACUUCAGAUCAUUCAGGAAGUCCUGAACAGCAGUUGGAUGAACGUGAUGCCAGGCGUUUUCAACUUAAAAUUGCUGAACUAAGUGCAAUCAUCAGGAAACUGGAAGAUCGGAAUGCAUUAUUGUCAGAGGAACGCAAUGAGCUUUUGAAACGUCUAAGAGAAGCUGAGAGCCAGUACAAACCUCUGCUAGACAAAAAUAAGCGCCUAAGUAGGAAGAAUGAGGAUCUGUCCCAUGCCUUACGUAGGAUGGAAAAUAAACUAAAAUUUGUAACACAAGAGAAUUUAGAAAUGAGACAAAGGGUGCGGACAAUUCGAAGACCAAGUUCUUUAAACGACCUUGAUCAGAGUCAAGAAGAAAGAGAAACUGAGUUUCUGAAACUACAAAUAAUUGAGCAGCAAAACAUCAUAGAUGAACUUUCAAAGACCCUAGAAACUGCUGGCUAUGUGAAGAGUGUAAUAGAACGUGACAAGCUUUUGAGAUACAGGAAACAGAGAAAGAAAUUUGCUAAAUUUCCCAAGAAGCCAGUGGUGGAGACAUUUUUCGGGUAUGACGAAGAAGCUUCGCUUGAGUCUGAUGGUUCUUCUAUCUCAUAUCAAACUGACCGUACAGAUCAAACACCCUGCACACCCGAAGAUGACUUAGAAGAGGGCAUGGCAAAAGAAGAAGCAGAAUUAAGAUUCCGGCAGUUGACAAUGGAGUAUCAAGCUUUACAGAGGGCCUAUGCUCUAUUGCAAGAACAAGUUGGAGGAACAUUGGAUGCAGAACGAGAAGUUAAGACUCGUGAACAGCUUCAAGCAGAAAUCCACAGAUCCCAGGCUCAAAUAGAGGACCUAGAAAAGGCACUUGCUGAGCAAGGACAGGACAUGAAGUGGAUUGAAGAAAAGCAAGCAUUAUACAGAAGAAACCAAGAACUUGUAGAAAAGAUAAAACAAUUGGAAGUAGAAGAGGCUCGGUUAAAGCAUGAUGUUCAGGAUGCUAAAGAUCAAAAUGAACUCUUGGAAUUCAGAAUACUAGAACUUGAAGAGAGAGAAAGAAGAUCGCCAGCUAUCAAUUUCCAUCACAUUCCUUUUACUGAGGGGAAAAGUCCUCUCCAGGUCUACUGUGAGGCAGAAGGUGUGACAGAUAUACUAGUAGCAGAGCUGAUGAAAAAACUGGACAUUUUAGGGGAUAACGCCGUAAGUAACUUAACAAAUGAAGAGCAAGUAGUUGUCAUCCAAGCAAGGACGGUUUUGACACUGGCAGAAAAGUGGUUGCAGCAAAUAGAAGUCACGGAAUCAGCACUACAGCAAAAAAUGAUAGACCUGGAGAAUGAAAAGGAAUUAUUUAGUAAACAGAAAGGAUAUUUGGAUGAUGAACUUGAUUACAGGAAGCAAUCUUUAGAUCAAGCCCAUAAGCACAUUCUGGAAUUGGAAGCCAUGCUAUAUGAUGCCUUGCAGCAGGAGGCAGGAGCCAAAAUGUCUGAAAUCCUUUCUGAAGAGGAGAGAGAGAAGUUGAAGAAUGCCGUGGAACAAUGGAAGCGUCAGGUCAUGAGUGAACUUCGUGAACGGGAUUCCCAGAUUCUGCGGGAAAGAAUGGAACUCGUUCAGCAUGCACAACAGAGAAUUAAAGAGCUAGAAGAAAGAAUUGAAGCUCAAAAAAGGCAAAUAAAGGAACUAGAAGAAAAGUUUUUAUUUUUAUUCUUAUUUUUUUCUUUAGCUUUCAUUCUUUGGUCAUAG